GGUCCCCGGCCAGUGUCCUGAGGAGCAGGCACUGCCACCUGGAAUCCUGAGCACCCUCCAGGACCUUGGGAUGGGGCAGGUGGCGUGUGUCUGGGGCUGGAAUAGCCAGCCAGACCCUUAUACGGACCAACGGGUCAGUCCGAUGUGUUGAAACAGAGUGGAGAGGACCAGAUACCGGAUUCUGCCUCUGGAACCAGAGGGGACUGCAGGGAGCAGGGUGCUGCUGGGGCUCCUGGGCUCAGAAACCCACAGCCCAGCCUGAAGAGACCUGAGGUCAAGGGCAGGGUCAGUUCUGCGAAAUGUUCCUCCGCCUCUACACACACACACACACACACACACACACACACACACACACACACAGUGGCCACCUUGGCACCAGAGUUCACAUCGCAACACACAGCCCAGUCACACACACACACCUGCACACACACCACACAAUGCUGCCACCCAGAAAUUCACUGAACAUGCCAUACAGGUGACAGUCACCCAUGCAGCACCACACUGUGACAUGACUCACAGACACAUAAGUAGUGACACUACAUUCACGCCCACAAAAUAUACAGGCUCACAGACCCCGCAGGGCACAGACAAGCCCGCCAAACGGAGACUCACAGCGUCACAAGGUAACACAGGGGCAGCCACACAGGCUCCCCCACCAGGCCACAAAGGCGCCCCAAACAGUGCAUCUGCAACACCCAGGACCUGCACCCAGGAGAUGUUCAAGAAAUAGUGUUACCAUUGACAGGCAUUUCCACAGCGUCGUCCAUGACACCCGAGAGACACCCACACCUCCACCUCCCCAGGCGAGGGUGGGGCGGCCGGGGGCGAGGGCUCACCGGACUGGCUCGCUGACUCAGCCAGGAGGGCACAGAGCGCAGGCGGGCGGCAGGCGGCGGGCACAGGCCAGGACCUGCCUGCUGAGCGUCCUCUUCCCACCCCAGCCCUGCCCGCUGCCCCGGGUGGGAGGGGACUGGAGGGGCGGGAGGAGAGGAGAGACCGCCCAGUGGGCUCAGGCCACGGCUCUGCCCACGGCCCAGUCACGGGCCCCUUGCCACGUCCACACGCCCCUCAGGGCUGGGCAAAUGUUUUCCUUCCGGAAUCACCGUGGUACCUGGUCUGCUUUGCAGCACUUGGCCUCCACUGCUGAGACCCCAGGGAGCCACGUGUGCCCAGCGGGGGCACCGCCCCAGCUGAUGCCCCAGAGGGGCUACCCAUCUCAAGAGGGGCUCCAGGUCCUGCCUGGCCUCCUCAUGGCAUGUGAGACAGAGCCUGAGGCUGAUGGGUUACUGGACCUCAGCUUCCUGACGGAGGAGGAACAGGAAGCCAUUGCUGAGGUCCUGAAGCGAGAUGCCCACCUACGGCAGCUGGAGGAGGGACGGGUCAGAAAGCUCCGGGCAUCGCUGGAAGACCCUGGGCAGCUGAAGAUCCUAACAGGGGACUGGUUCCAGGAAGCACGCUCCCAGAGGCACCACCACACCCACCUGGGUUCUGACCUAGUCCGAGCCUCCAUCCGCAGAAAGAAGGGCUCCAGGGGAGACCAGGCUCAGGGCAGCAAUGGGGAGGCUGAAGCUGCUGGGAAAGAGACCGAAGAGGCGCUGGAGCCCAGGCUCCCCAUAGACAAGGCCCCCCAAGAGAGUCUCAGCGAGGCUGAGGGGCCUGAUUUCCCCUCACCAUAUGUCCCCACUAAGGCAUCAGAUAAUGAAGAGGAGCCCCCGGCCCAGGAAGCGCCGGGGCCGGCGGACGUUCUGGUCCCAGCCGCGGAGGAGGCGGACCCGGAGCCAAAGCCGCCGUCGGGGGCGGAGGAGGAGCCGCAGCCCAGGCCUGCUCAGACCCAGGAGGCGUCCGAGAUCCUGGAGAAUGGGGAGGAGGCCCCGGGGCCCGACCCCUCACUGGACCGUAUGCUCAGCAGCAGCUCCUCCAUGUCCAGCCUCAACUCCUCCACGCUGAGCGGCAGCCAGAUGAGCCUGUCGGGGGAGGCGGAGGCGGCGGCAGUGCAGGUGCGCGGCUCCGUGCACUUCGCGCUGCACUACGAGCCUGGCGCCGCGGAGCUGCGCGUGCACGUGAUCCAGUGCCAGGGCCUGGCCGCCGCCCGCCGCCGCCGCUCAGACCCCUACGUCAAAAGCUACCUCCUCCCGGAUAAGCAGAGCAAGCGCAAGACGACAGUGAAGAAACGGAAUCUGAACCCGAUCUUCAACGAAACUCUUCGGUACUCUGUCCCGCAGGCUGAGCUCCAGGGCCGUGUGUUGAGCCUAUCCGUGUGGCACCGCGAAAGCCUGGGUCGCAACAUCUUUCUGGGCGAAGUAGAAGUGCCCCUGGACACGUGGAACUGGGACUCCGAGCCCACCUGGCUCCCCCUGCAGCCCAGGGUCCCGCCGUCUCCCGAUGCCCUUCCCAGCCGCGGGCUGCUCUCUCUGUCCCUCAAGUACAUCCCCGCCGGCUCCGAGGGUGCAGGACUGCCUCCCAGCGGGGAGCUGCACUUCUGGGUGAAGGAGGCUCAGGACCUUGUGCCUCUGCGCUCAGGAUCUCUGGAUACUUACAUACAAUGCACUGAACAGAGGUGGAGGGGACUGCUUGAGAAAGGUCUGGGGUCAGGAAAGUUCAGGACGCCUUUGAGGAGCUGCAUUUCAGUGACGGGCAUCUAUAGGACUUGUUGAAGAGCUGAGGCUGAGACCUGGGAGAUCCCAGGGGCCCGUCCAUGGAAGACCUGGAAAGCCAGGCUGUGGGGCUUGGUCCUGAACAUGCAGUUUAGCGGUUUUCAAAGUAAGCUGGGAAGGAAUUCUAGAGAUGCCUCCUGGUGAUGCCCUUCCCUCAGAGAGUGAAACGGAGGUAGGUGGAUGAGGUUCUGAGUUUGCAGCCCUGAUUCAACCAGGGACAUUGUUUUUCUUUUAGGUUUUGUACUUCUGAACAAUACUUUGUCUUGUGGAAAGAGCGCCAAGGCUUUAAAAAGUUUGGAAACUAUGUCUGGGGGGGCAGCAAAGGUUAUGGGGCUGUGAAGUAGCAGCAUCGCAUUUCAGAGACAUUACUCUGGGGUCCUGUGAAUGGGAGUUGUAACAUUCAAAGGCCAGAGAUCUGAGAAAAGGCUGGUACAAAGGCCCAGCGUAGCAAGGUUUUAGCCCAGACCUCAGGCAGGAGCCAAAGGACAUGGACAUUGUGAGGGAGGAUAGGUAAGACCUGGUCACUGGUUGGUUCCAGGGAGUGUGAGGGAGUGGCCACUUGAUGCCAGCCUGCCUCCC
This is a messenger RNA of Phacochoerus africanus (Common warthog), 3233 nucleotides long. RefSeq names its product synaptotagmin like 1 (gene SYTL1). Bases 1083 to 2654 code for a protein of 523 amino acids. Gene Ontology annotation, cellular component: exocytic vesicle; plasma membrane. The transcript has 14 exons. Gene Ontology annotation, molecular function: neurexin family protein binding; small GTPase binding. Gene Ontology annotation, biological process: intracellular protein transport; exocytosis. NCBI's taxonomy places the organism in Eukaryota, Metazoa, Chordata, Mammalia, Artiodactyla, Suidae. The record is from RefSeq and is a predicted model, not a curated record.